AUGGGCGUGCAAGAAGUGUUCGGGAACAGCGACUGGGACGCCAAGCACCGCGCCGCCGGCGGGAAGCUCGUCGUCGCCGACUUCACCGCCUCCUGGUGCGGUCCGUGCCAGAUGAUCAAGCCGCGCUUCCAUGCGAUGGCCGACCAGUACACCGACGUCGUCUUCCUCGAGGUCAACGAGGCGAACAACGACGACUUGAUCCACAGCAUUGGCAUCCGCGGCUUCCCGACGUUCCACUUUUACAUCAACAAGCAAAAGGUCGACGAGAUGGUCGGCGCCGACCCGAACACGCUCCAGUCCAAGAUCGAGCAGUGGCGCGCGUCCGCCGGUCCCAACCCGUUUGCGUCCGAAGGUGUCUCGCUCGGGGGUGGCGGUGUCGCCCUCGACCCGCGUGAAGCGCGUCUGCGCAAGUUCAACCAGGUCGACUUGCUCCCGACGGCGCCCACGCCUUUCUCCGCCCCGACGCCUGUCGCCGCGCCUGCCCCGAUCGCCGCGCCGGCUGCCUUGACCGCAGAGCAGCAGGCUGAAGACGCUGAGCUCGCGCAAGCCCUCGCGCUCUCGCAGCAGGAGCUUUCCCAGGCCCAGGCCAACGUCGACGAGAGCAGUGCCCCUGCCGAGAUGGAGCUGCCGCCGGUCAACGAAGCCUUCCUCGCGCAGCUUGUCGAGAUGGGAUUCCCGGAGCUCCGCGCUCGAAAGGCGCUGCUGGCGACGAACGACGGCAACCUCGACCAGUGCAUCAACUGGAUCGACGAGCACCAAGACGACGCCGACAUUGACGCGCCGAUCCAGUAUAUCGACAUGGCGCACCACAAGCGAACGCUGACGGCGGACGAGAAGGAGGCCGCCAAGGUUGAGGAGCUCAAGCAGCGCAUCGAGCUCAAGCGCAAGGAGCGCGAAGAGGCCGCCAAGAAGGACGACGUGGCGCGCGAGAUUGCGCGACGCAACAUGGGCAAGGAAGCGAACGCGGCCAAGGAGGAGUACGAAGCGAUUCAGACGCGACUGCUGCGUGAGAAGCAGCGCAAAGAGAAGCUCGACGCCAAGCUCGAACGCGAGCGGCUCUUGAAGCAGCUCGAGAUGGACAAGGCCGAGCGCCGCGCCCACGGCGGCGUGCUCAAGAAGGCGGCCUUUGAGAGCGACGUGGUCAUGGCUGUGUCCGCACCGUCGCCGCCCAAGCCGUCGUCGGGCGACACGAGCCACCUCUCGCCGUCCGAGCAGAUGCGCCAGGCGGUCGACCGCUUGAUGCAGUACCGCGUCGGCGGCGACGGGCUCACGGCGCUCAAGACGCUCCAGAUCUACGUGCGCAACGUGCUUGAAAAGCCGGCCGAGUUUGAAAAGUACUCGAAGAUCAACGGCGGCAACGCAGCCUUCAAGAAGCGCGUCGGGUCGCUCCUCGGCGGCCUCGCCUUUCUGCGCGCGGUCGGCUUUGUCAAGACGGACACGGACGAGCUCGUCAUGACGUCGCGCGACGAAGCGCUGCUGCAGGAGGCCAUGCAACAGCUCUCGGCCGCCAUUGCGCGCUACUAA
Saprolegnia diclina VS20 is the source of this 1524-nucleotide messenger RNA. RefSeq lists its product as hypothetical. The transcript has 4 exons. Gene Ontology annotation, molecular function: protein binding. The record is from RefSeq and is a predicted model, not a curated record. The coding region runs from base 1 to 1524 and encodes 507 amino acids. NCBI's taxonomy places the organism in Eukaryota, Oomycota, Saprolegniomycetes, Saprolegniales, Saprolegniaceae.